This is a messenger RNA of Solanum tuberosum (potato), 753 nucleotides long. RefSeq lists its product as uncharacterized. NCBI's taxonomy places the organism in Eukaryota, Viridiplantae, Streptophyta, Magnoliopsida, Solanales, Solanaceae. The transcript is spliced from 3 exons. The coding region runs from base 1 to 753 and encodes 250 amino acids. The record is from RefSeq and is a predicted model, not a curated record.
AUGGACUCUGUGAAUUCUGCUAAAAACUGGUUUGCAUCAGUACCUAAUCAGGUUCCUGAACCCGAGUUUUACAAAUUUGCUGAAGAGAGAUCAAUGGAGAAGUUUCAAAUUGGUCAAUGUUGGGCGAUAUACAUCGAUGAAGAUGCCUUGCCUCGAUACUAUGGGCAGAUAAAGAAGAUAUAUCUUCUUCCUAAGUUUGUGUUGCAUGUGGCAUGGUUUUAUGCAUGUCCACUCCCUAAAAGUACAAUACGAUGGCAUGAUAAAACAAUGCCAAUUGGUUAUCGGCAAUUUAAGUUUCAAAAUAGUAAGCUGAACAAAUAUACUGUAACCAACAACUUUUCAUAUGUAGUAGCUGUAGAACCUUUGAAGAAGGAUGUAUACAAGAUCUUCCCUAGAAUAGAUGUGAAGUUCUUAGCGUUGGUAAAAGGCUUCAAGUCUGUCUACAUGGCUCGAGUGGAAGAAGAAGAGGCUGACAAAGUAGUGAAAAUAUGUGUAUCGGAGGAUAUGAGGUUCUCUCAUCAAAUUCCUUCUUUUCGCCUGACAAAAGAGAGAGGUGGUAGCUUGCGAGGUUUCUGGGAGCUUGAUACAGUAGGAAUGUCUCUGAGGACAAUAGCUUACUUUGUAAUCAGUCUCUUUAACAGUAUUCUUAUUAAUGAAGUUGUAUGUGAUUCCAAAGUCUAUGAGUAUGGCCAGAUACCUAUUCUUCACAGUUCCUUUGUCCAAAAUAGUGUUUACCCCCAUAUGGUUUCCUGA